Molecule: messenger RNA, 1874 nt
Organism: Trichoplusia ni (cabbage looper)
Lineage: Eukaryota; Metazoa; Arthropoda; Insecta; Lepidoptera; Noctuidae
Gene: barc
Product: HIV Tat-specific factor 1 homolog
Exons: 1
Coding region: 212-1828 (538 amino acids)
Biological process (GO): mRNA splicing, via spliceosome
Cellular component (GO): U2-type spliceosomal complex; U2 snRNP
Molecular function (GO): RNA binding
Source: RefSeq, a predicted model, not a curated record
AUUUAAAAAAAUCGAUCGGCCCGGCUGAACAUAUUUCAUGUCUAAAAUUCUAUAUUAUCUACUUUAUAACCCCUAAUUUUCCACUCACUGCUGUCAUUGCGAGUAAAUAAAGUUGUAUUGAAAUCGGAUGUCAAGGUAAACGUAGAGUCAAUAUUGAAGUACAAAACUAUCAUAACAUUGUCCUUAACCCUUUGCGGGAGAAGGAGCCACAAUGGCUAGGAUAGAUAAAACGUCUAAACCGGGUUUUGUAAUAAAGUUAUCAAACGAAACUGCGCAAAAAAUAGCGGAAGAAGAACAACUUGCUAAAACUCAGUUGAAAGAAGCUGCUGUUAAAAAUGUUGAAAUUAAAUUAGAUAAGAAGGAUGAAACACCAAGUAAGGAAUUAACAGAUGCCGCGAAUGAAGAGAAAAGUGCUAAAAAAGUCAGAACCAGUGAACCCAAUGAGAAAAAGUUAAAUUCUUUAAAUCAAUCACCAGCACCAGAAGUAAGUGCUACUGAUGCUAGUGUUAGUAGCGAAACAACUGAAAAAAAGGACGAUUCAAACACCCAUUCGUCAUGGGGUGAUUAUGCACCAUACAUCACAUAUGAAGGAGAGGAAGCCAUCUACACAGACCCCAGUACUCAACAAAAAUAUAAUUGGAACAAGGAAACUAAUGCUUGGGCUUUAAAACCUGAUCAAGAAGUCCCUGGACGAGAGUACAGCUAUGAGAAUGAUACACAUAUUUAUACAGAAUCUGAUGGCUCAAAAUUCUUUUGGGAUGUUGAAAAGAAAGCCUGGAUCCCAAAAGUAGAUGAUGAUUUUUUAGCGCUAUACCAAAUGUCAUAUGGAUUUGUUGAUAAUACAACUAAUGACAAAGUCUCAGAAAAGAAACUUAAUGAGGAAAAAAAGAAAGAACAAAAGAGAUUAGAUCUCAUUACAGGGGUAAAGAGGAAAAAUGAACCACAAUGGUUCCAACCCUCAGAGGAAACAAACACCAAGGUCUAUGUCUCCAACUUACCAACUGACCUAACAGAAGAAGAAUUUGUUGACUUCAUGCAAAAGUGUGGGCUUGUUGAGCGAGAUCCUGCCAAUCAAAAGAUGAAGGUCAAACUAUACAUGGAUAAAGAACACAAUUGUUUUAAAGGUGAUGCAUUAUGCACCUAUAUCAAGGUAGAGUCUGUGGACUUGGCAUUAAAAUUACUUGAUGGGAGUGACCUCAAGGGUAACAAAAUCAAGGUAGAGAGAGCAAGCUUCCAAAUGAAAGGUGACUAUAACCCUGCCCUCAAACCCAAGAAGAAAAAGAAAAAGGAACUUGAGAAGUUGAAGAAAAUGCAACAAAAACUUUUCGAUUGGAGGCCUGAAAAGUUCAUUGGAGAGAGGUCAAAACAUGAAAGGAUUGUUAUCGUCAAAAAUUUGUUCCACCCAACAGAUUUUGAUCAAGAGGUCCAAUUGAUCCUAGAUUAUCAACAAGAUUUACGGGAGGAGUGUGCUAAAUGCGGUGAAGUGAGAAAAGUUGUAAUUUAUGAUAGGCAUCCUGAAGGAGUUGCUCAAAUUACAAUGAAGGAGCCUGAGAUGGCAGAUGCAGUUGUGGAACUUAUCGGUGGCAGAUGGUUUGGUAAGCGACAAAUCACUGCAGAGAUUUGGGAUGGUAGGACAAAGUACAGGAUUGCUGAAACUGAUUCCGAAAUUAGUAAGAGGAUCAAUAAAUGGGAUGAAUUUUUAGAAGGCAAAGAGGGUGAGGAAGCCAAAAAAAAGCUACCAGAAGAUCCAGCUGAUAAUAACAAAGAUCAAACUAAAAUCAGCACUGAGGAAAAGUUACCAUCUGGAGCAGAAGUUAAAAAUGAGUAAUUUUAUAAAAUAGGUUUUAAUGUCGUAAAUAAAUCACUAAAAUGAG